AUGACCUCCCUACCCGCAUCGGAGCGCGUUCCCCCAAGCACCACCGCACUGGUCAUCGCAACCGCCAUCCUAGCCGGAGUCGUGGGCUUCUUUAUUGGGCAGGGAGCGUCGUUGGGGAUUUUUGGAUCGGGGUCCGGGUCUCGAUCUGCGGCUGCGUCUGCGUCUGCGUCUGCGAGAGGAGGGGGUAGAAGGGAUGGUAAGGAGGAGAGGAGCGAUGAGGAUGAGGAUGAGGAGGGGAGCGAGGCGGAGGAGGAGGAUGUGGAGGAGAGUGAUGGACGGGGAGAGCUAGCUGCGUUCGAGGGGAAUACGGAGGAGGUCAAGCUUGUGCUUGUUGUGAGGACGGAUCUGGGGAUGGGGAAAGGGAAAAUCGCCGCUCAAUGCUCCCACGCAACUCUUGCCUGCUACAAGUACUACCUCGCGCGCGCACCGGACUCACCUAUCCUCAAACGCUGGGAGCGCGGCGGGCAAGCCAAAGUCGCGCUGCAAGUUAGGAGCGAGGAGGAACUGCUGGUGCUUCAGGCGCAGGCUGUUAGUUUGGGGCUUUGCGCGCAGGUUAUUCAGGACGCGGGCCGGACGCAGGUUGCCAGCGGCAGCCGGACUGUGUUGGGGGUUUUGGGGCCUAAGGGGAUUGUGGAUGGGGUUACGGGGUCAUUGAAGCUGCUGUAA
Histoplasma capsulatum G186AR is the source of this 666-nucleotide messenger RNA. Its product is annotated as peptidyl-tRNA hydrolase. The record is from RefSeq and is a predicted model, not a curated record. Gene Ontology annotation, molecular function: peptidyl-tRNA hydrolase activity. The coding region runs from base 1 to 666 and encodes 221 amino acids. NCBI's taxonomy places the organism in Eukaryota, Fungi, Ascomycota, Eurotiomycetes, Onygenales, Ajellomycetaceae. Gene Ontology annotation, cellular component: mitochondrion; cytosol. The transcript has 2 exons.